CUCCCUUUCGCUCAUUCACGUCAUUCUCUUACUGUUGCUUGCUUGCUUGUUACACUCAUUCUUAAUUUGCUGAUUUCCCCCCCUCAUCAUAAUACUCCUCCACCAUGUCAAAUAAAAAGAUCGAGCAAUGGGAGAUUGAACGGUACUGGGAGAUCUUCGCAUCGCUGGCAGGCGGCCAGUCGCGCCUAAACAACUCCCAAGCGGCCUCCGUGCUGAGGAAUAGCCGGCUUCGCGACGAUCAGCUCGAGAAGGUUUGGGACUUGGCCGAUGUUGACGGAGAUGGAGAACUGGACUUCGAAGAAUUCUGCGUGGCCAUGCGAUUGGUCUUCGAUCUCGUGAACGGGGAACUACAAAGCGUGCCUCACGUCCUGCCCGACUGGCUUGUCCCCGAAUCCAAAGCCCAUCUCGUCCAGGCGACUCGAGCACUGAGCGAUCGUCCCGAGCGAUUCGAACGGAUAGAGGAUGAAGAUGACACCCCGGGCCUCAAGGACGGAUUCGAGUGGUACAUGAACCCUGCCGACAAGUCGAAAUACGAGGAGAUCUACCUUGCGAACAAGAACCACCGCGGAGAAGUCACAUUCGAAUCACUGCAGGGACUGUACGACUCACUGGACGUGCCGGACACGGACAUCCGCUCGGCAUGGAACCUGGUCAACCCGUCCGCCUCCCCCGCGAUCAACAAAGAUGCCACCCUUGCGUUCCUGCACAUCCUGAACUACCGGCACGAGGGAUUCCGCAUCCCGCGCACCAUCCCGGCCUCGCUGCGCGCCUCGUUCGAGAACAACAAGAUCGACUACCAGCUGGACAACGUGCGACCCGCCCAGAAAUGGGGCGCGAACGGCGACACGGAGACCGCGUCCGGCCGGAAGGCCAAGUUCGGAGACACCUACCUGAGCCGCCUCGGCGCCGGCGGCAAGACCUCGUACACGCCCAAGGGCACGGACUUUAGCGACACUAUCCAGGACGAGGAGUGGGAGAAGGUGCGGCUGCGGCGCGAGCUGGCGGAGCUGGAGUCGAAGCUGGAGGCGGCGCGCAAGGCGUCGGAGGGCCGCCGGGACCGGCCCCGCAACGACGGCGGGCCCAACUGGGUGCUCAUCAAGAAGGAGACCCUUCAGUUACUGGAGUACAAAGAGCGUGAGCUGCGCGAGUUGCGCGAGGGCGCCGGCCGGGCCAAGGAUGGCCAGGACAUCGAGCGUUUGAGGGAGGAUGUCAACGCCGUGGGCGAGCAGGUCGAAGGACUGAAGACCCAUCUGGCGCAGCGCAAGCAGGUCCUCGCCGACUUACGACAGGAGAUCGAGGAGCAGAGGUUGUCCCGAUAGUCUGUCGAUCUGUCUGUGUGCGUCUGUCAAAUCGGCGAUUCCCACCAUUCCAGCCAGCCACGUUCUUCAAUCCUUGAAUGUAAUUACUGCUUCCUUUUCGCCGAUCUCUACGGGACUUUGAUUCCUUGCCUUUCACCGAUCUAUCCUUCUCACUUCGCUGUAUAGCCAAACCUCUUUUUUUUCCUUUUUUACAUUUUCCUUUUGGGCGAGGAGCUCCAGGCGUUGAAAUGGAUGUUCGAUUUUCACACCUCGUUUUUUUUGUUUCUGCCAGUCUCGUAUCCCAAUUAGGGAUAAUGAAGACUAUAUCUGGGAUGGAUUUAGACUGAACAUGCAUCAGACUGUUGAUUCCUGUAGCGUCACCAGUCCCUGUACCUAGGGAGUGAACCACUGUCACCCAGUUCAAACUAAAAAAUCAAUGUAC
This is a messenger RNA of Aspergillus homomorphus CBS 101889, 1740 nucleotides long. RefSeq names its product cytoskeletal adaptor protein SagA (gene end3). Gene Ontology annotation, molecular function: calcium ion binding; protein binding. Gene Ontology annotation, cellular component: cytoplasm; actin cortical patch; plasma membrane. Lineage: Eukaryota; Fungi; Ascomycota; Eurotiomycetes; Eurotiales; Aspergillaceae. Bases 105 to 1319 code for a protein of 404 amino acids. The record is from RefSeq and is a predicted model, not a curated record. Gene Ontology annotation, biological process: endocytosis; actin filament organization; actin cortical patch assembly. The transcript has 3 exons.